This is a messenger RNA of Lolium rigidum, 548 nucleotides long. RefSeq names its product putative cell wall protein. The transcript has a single exon. Bases 1 to 342 code for a protein of 113 amino acids. The record is from RefSeq and is a predicted model, not a curated record. NCBI's taxonomy places the organism in Eukaryota, Viridiplantae, Streptophyta, Magnoliopsida, Poales, Poaceae.
AUGGCCAAGUCGGCGUCUCUGCUGAUCCUCGCGGUCCUAGUGGCCGCGGCGUGCUUCGCCCAGCUGGGCUCGGCGGCGCGAGGUGUCCCGGCGGAGAAGCCCGUGGCCGCGGCGGCGGACGCGGUGAAGCGGCCGGAGACGUUCCAGGAGGCGACGGUGCUGAUCCCGGGGAUCGGGCGGUACGAGCUGGGCACCCACUACAGGCCGGACCUCGGCGGGCUGGACCACAGCAUCCCGGCCGCCGCCAACGGGCAGUUCCUCCCCGGCGCCGACGACACCUGGGUGCCCAACCCAGGCUUCGAGGUGCCCAACCCCUUCCGCCCCGGCUCCGAGUCUCCAUGAUCGAGCCGGCCAUCCAUCGAUCGGUAGCUAGCUAGCUAGCCUGCUAUAAAUCAUUUUCCUCUUAAUUAGCGUGUGUUUGCUACAAUAAAAUAGCUGCUACAUGGCCAUGCAUGUCGCAUGCAUGUAUCUGCGACUGCGUGCGCCGACGGCGUUUUGGUGUUUGAUUGAGUGUGUGUGUGUGUUUAUGGAGUAUGGGUGGAUGCAUA